CAAAACACUUAAGGCCCAAACCAAAGCCAGCUACUGAGCUGAACCCUAAGAGAAGAUCAACAAAACAUAUCGAAGAAAGCAGCCGCCGACCAGAUAGCAACAAAAACGCCACCGUCGCCAGAUAUCCAGAAACCCGUCGCCGCCCCACUCCGGCAUUCAUCGCAACACCGAAUCUCGACCUCGCCGUCACCCCCGAGCAAAGAACCGUCGGCGCCGCAGAGCUUCACCAGGUCUGUAACCGCCGCGCCGCACCUGUCAUCAUCUACGGGAAGAAACUACGUCCGACAGCAGAUGAGAGAACGAAACAGGGGAACAAGUUGACUGCCGGACCGGAAAACUUAGCCGAAACAACGAAUUCGAGCCAAGAUCCAGCAGAAGAUACAGGGAAAAGCCGAAAAAAUAGGCCAAACCGCAACCAAGAUACCGAACAAGACCCAGGGCGAGACGCCGAUCAGGAUCUAGCAAUGGGGAUCAGUAAAACAGAAAUAAACUUGAGGAGAUUGCUUGCAGCUGCACCCAAUCAACAAAAUCAAGCUAAGCUUUUACAUUACGUUGCUACUCUAAGAGAACAAUUGGAAGAACUGGCUCAAGAGAAAACACCAGAAGGAAUACCAAGAGUUUCAAAAGGACAGCUGAAUGACUACUCAGAGAAGAUUGAAGCCAUUGCUCACAAAUCGGCUGUACCUGAGUCAACUGCACAAGAAUCUGAGAAGCCUCCUGCUGUCAUUACUGCUGAAGAAACCCCUCCCAAGUCCCAUGGAGAAAGUCCAAAUCCAUCUUCUCCAACAUUAAGAAGGAGAUUUGUGCCCCAGUCAAAAAUUGAAGAAAGACAGCAUAAUAGCGUUGAGAGUGAUAAUUCAGCUUCGGUCAAAUUGGAUUCUGCUGCAUGGACUCAUGUUGAAAAGCACCGACAGCUACAAGAAAAUUUGACAGAUGAAAUGGUUGUGUUGGCACGGCAACUCAAGGAAAGCAGUCUUGUGAUGAGUCAAUCCCUCAAAAACACUGAGAAGAUACUGGAUUCAACAGAGAAGGCAGUGGAGAAUAGCUUGGCGAGCACCGGCCACGCAAAUACACGUGCCAUGGAAAUAUACUCAAGGAGCUUCAAGACCACGUGCUUUACGUGGCUGGUGAUACUUCUAAUGACGUGUGUAUUCAUCAUGGUGGUGCUUCUCAUCCGCGUCACCUAGUUCAUGACUUGGGGUGAAAAAGAAUCUAGAGGAGCUCAGUCUUCUUGAAUGUUGUGUAAAUUAGCCAUAAUCGAGUCUCAAAAAGUCUUCUCCCGCAAUUGGCACGCGCAUAUGCAUAUGUGAUUUUGAUUGUUAAGCCGAGCAACAAACAGAUUUCUUCUACGUUUUGCAAGUCAUUGUGCAUGUAUAAAACUUGGAAAAAGGGUAUCUUUAAGAGUUCUGUAUAUAUAUAUAUAUCAUUUUGUUAUA
Molecule: messenger RNA, 1436 nt
Organism: Diospyros lotus (date-plum)
Lineage: Eukaryota; Viridiplantae; Streptophyta; Magnoliopsida; Ericales; Ebenaceae
Exons: 8
Coding region: 465-1187 (240 amino acids)
Biological process (GO): retrograde vesicle-mediated transport, Golgi to endoplasmic reticulum
Cellular component (GO): endoplasmic reticulum; SNARE complex
Molecular function (GO): SNAP receptor activity
Source: RefSeq, a predicted model, not a curated record